UGACAACAAAUAGGCAUACACCAAGGCUGGGCUAUUUUUUGUUUUUCUUUGGUGGUAGUUUUGGUUGUAGUCUAUGGCUUGUAAUGCUCCCCUCUCGAACCUAAUUAUUUAUUAAAGCUUCAACCAAGACUGAAGCACAGAUGGAUAAAGUUCUGCUGCUUUCAACACUUCUCAUUUGUAUGGUUUACUUACCAGAUAUGUUAAACUGCUUUAAAAAAUAUCCUAUGGAAAUCACAGGAUAUGAGAAAGACUGUGUUAAUUAUAGUUGCCGCUACACCGGAAAAAUAGAAGGGUAUAUUGGAGUCCACGAACUGAUUUUGGAUCCCAAUGAAUGCAAACAGAGAAUAGCUGUUCGCGUUUGCCCAAGGUGGGAACGCUGUUUUAAUGGCUCUGCGCCUUGGAUACCGUACUGUGAUCUAUACGUACAUUGCUGGGAGCCGGAAGUCUGCGCUGAAACGAACAAUUUCCCCUGCUACUGCUCAGGAACUUUGCCUGUUAAAUUCAAGUUUUUCUCUAUGGCAGAAAAUGCUUUAUAUCGGCUUGAAGCGACAGACCCAUUUGAUUAUGGAAAAAUACUUUAUGUCGGCAAUAUAUUCGAUUCAUCAAUGAAACCAGAUAAUUGGGACCCAGUGGACAAUCUUGGGUUCGCCUGGAGGGAAAAAGAUUAUUCUCAUUCAACCAACGGAGAACAACAAUUACAUUCAGAGUUUGCCUUCUUGGGAAUCGGAGCUCUAUGUGUCCUCCUACUAGCCUAGAGAAAACUUGCUCAGGAGUAUUCCAGAUAUAGCGGCA
Physella acuta is the source of this 792-nucleotide messenger RNA. RefSeq lists its product as uncharacterized. Lineage: Eukaryota; Metazoa; Mollusca; Gastropoda; Physidae. The record is from RefSeq and is a predicted model, not a curated record.